Leptinotarsa decemlineata (Colorado potato beetle) is the source of this 3941-nucleotide messenger RNA. It is a transcript of the gene TTLL5, whose product is annotated as Tubulin tyrosine ligase-like 5. Gene Ontology annotation, biological process: protein polyglutamylation; microtubule cytoskeleton organization. Gene Ontology annotation, molecular function: tubulin-glutamic acid ligase activity; tubulin binding. Lineage: Eukaryota; Metazoa; Arthropoda; Insecta; Coleoptera; Chrysomelidae. The record is from RefSeq and is a predicted model, not a curated record. Gene Ontology annotation, cellular component: ciliary basal body.
AUGACAAAAAAAUGUGCUAAACAACAUAAUCAGGAAAUGAAAGGGCCGUGGAUAGUCAAGCCGGUUGCUUCGAGUAGAGGCAGAGGUAUUUUCAUUGUGGAAGCCCCGAAUCAGGUGCCACUAGAGGAGCCUGUUGUGGUAGCCAAGUAUAUAUCUAACCCUCUUUUGGUAGCUGGUCAUAAAUGCGACCUUAGACUGUAUGUUGUUGUCACCAGUUUUGAUCCCUUAUUGGUAUAUAUUUAUGAGGAAGGAUUGGUUAGAUUCGCCACCGUCAAAUACGACUCUAGUCACAAGCAGCUCUGGAAUCCUUGCAUGCAUCUCUGCAAUUACAGCAUUAAUAAAUACCAUAGUGAUUAUGUCAAAUCUGAUGAUCCGUCCGCCGAAAACGUCGGCCACAAAUGGACGUUGAGCGCCCUUUUGCGACAUCUGAAAGCCGAGGGAAAAGAUACCGGCUUGCUGAUGUCACAAAUCGAAGAUAUGGUGAUCAAAGCGAUACUGGCUUCGGCCAACUCGGUGAUAUCCGCUUGCAAAAUGUUCGUUCCAUACAGCAACAAUUGUUUCGAAUUGUAUGGUUUCGAUGUACUCAUAGACAAAAACCUGAAACCGUGGCUUCUAGAGGUGAACUUGUCUCCUUCAUUGAAUUGUGACAGUCCGUUGGAUGUGAGAUUGAAGUCUGCCAUGCUGGCCGAUCUUUUGUCUCUCAUCGGAAUCCCUGCGGUAGAUCCGGUCCUUAGACUCGUUACGACACCAGUAAUGACGAAGCAGAGCCAAAACCUGAAGAUGAAGUUCAGCAACUAUUAUUAUCAGUGUCGACGGGUACACUCCGCUGACGGUUUGAGCAACUCUUUGCCUAAGCAGACCACUUCCAAAUCCAACGCUACCAGCAGGACUUCUUCGGCUUCUCUCCAGUUCACCUCGGAAGAGGCUAAGAUCGUGCGGAAUGCGACGGCGCAGUUCAAAAGAAGGGGCGGCUUCGUCAGGAUAUUUCCCGCCUCCGACAGUUGGGCCAAGUAUUCGCAGUAUUUGGAUCCGACUACCGGGAUCCCGAUCUCCGGCACCGCAUCGAGCAGCUACUGCCUCAACGUGCCCCACAACUACAACCAGCUUCUCUAUACGUGCUUCUUCCCCAGCAUCCCCGCCACCCCACGCCACCAAACCGAUAAACCGAGGAGCAGGGCCAAAUCUUCGGAAGCGAAGCGGGAACAGACCUCUUUGGACAGCCAGAGAGACACGAGCAAGGGCCUCAAUGGGCGUCAGGACCGGUACGAGAGGAUGCUUAGUCAGGGUCACAAGGCAGCGCUGGUGCCCCGAAAGGUCGCCAAGGAGGCGCAUGGCGUCGAGUUGAAGAAGAAGGUGGUCGAUAUGUUGCGCAGCGGAAAGAAAAUAACCCAAUGCGAGGCAAGAAAAACCUUCAGCCACUACUUAGUAUGCGUCCUGAAGAGGAUCGUCGCCGGUCCUGACCAAGAAGAUCAUGUGGAAAUCGUGCUCAAAUUCCUCCAGAAGGCUUCCAACUAUUUACGGUCUUCGUUCAGUGUAAACGCGCCCAGCAACAAGCUCGACUACAAAGACCGAGCGGCCAUCGUGGCUAAGCAGCUGAACGACUUUUUGUAUCUGUACAACAGGGAGACGGAGCUGUUCGUUGAUAAAUCCGAAAAACCGAGCCAAAUUCCUUCGAAGCUGUACAACGAGUUUUUGGAGAACGCGCGAGAGAGCGACCUCGAAGAAGUGCUGAUCUACCAGACGACACAGACGGCGCCCACUUACGGCGCCACGCCGGGCUUCCAGGGCAUCCUCAAGUGCAUUCCGAGUGCACCGCGCUCCAAACUGCCCUACAAGCACGCCAAAGACCGCGGCUUGAAGGUUUCGCAGGUCUCUUGAUUCUGCUCGGCGAUCAGAAGCUUUUCUUUUUUCUUUCUAAGAUGGCGUGACGGUCGCUGAUCGGUGGACCGAUCAGGAUUGUAUUCGUCGAUCGGUUGACCGAUCCGGAUUGUAUUUGCCGAUCGGUAGGCCGAUCGAAAUUCUAUCCGCUAAUCGGUGGACAAAUCCAGAUUGUUUUCACUGAUUGGUAGACCGAUCUGGGUUUUAUUCGCCAAUCGGUGGACCAAUCAGGAUUGUAUUCGCUGAUCGGUAGACCGAUCCGGAUUGUAUUCGCUGAUCGGUAGAACGAUCUGGAUUGUAUAUGCUGGAGAGUUUUCCUACGAUUGUGUAUACUACCGAUCGCGAAUACUCGGGAGUCAUUUUUUAUGUGGUUGAUGGUCCUGAUCGGUCCACCGACGAUAUUUAUUCGUUUGUGAUACUUAACUCGGUCACCUUGUAUCUUUCAAGACGACUUUUCUCUGUGAUACUUGUCAGCUUAGCUCGUUUCAGCAGGUUAGAAGCAUGUACAUACAUACAGACUCACAAACACAUACCGUUGAGGCACUAAUCUUCACGAUAGCUCUCGCUUAGUGUUCGUAGUUACCGAAAUGAUUAUUUAUUUUUUAAUUGAGAGUGAUUUAUUUUUUGUUGAUUUUCCUCGCACGUUGCUUUUUCGUUUUAUAUUUAUAUGUUGAUUGUUUGAUCUCGUUUAAAACGGAAGCUAAAAAUACGGGAAAUGUCGCGGAAAAAAUCAGUGGUGCACCAAAAUUUGUGUAUUUUUUAUAGUUUGGGGUUGGAAAGGAUUCUUGCAGGGUACUCGGUAUUUUCUUAUAUACUGUGUUAUUACAAUUAUUAGAUUAUUUCUUAAUCAUUGGCAGAAUUUAAGUUAGGAAUCGGAACUCGCUGGAUUUAUAUCGCCUUCAAUUUGUGAAACUUUAAUCUAUUAACGUGAACGUAUAUAUUCACUACUUACCAGUUUUAUCUCAAUAGUCGAAACAUUAUUUUCACUCCACUUUGAAUCUUAACUAUAGCUAAUUUGAAUGUAAAAAUUCUAAAAAGUUAAUUUCAGAGUAUCUGGACUCUAGCCACCCUACUAACCCUAAAACUAGAGAUUCUAACCUUUUAUAUAACACUGAAUGUACUAAUUCUAAAAUAUUCUUACUGAGAUUUUUAGCAAAUUUACUUGUCUCCAUCUCUUUACUGUUUUGAAAAAUAUUAACCUCAGCUUUAGCCACUUUAUUAUCGCAAAAACUGAUGAAUUGUGAAUUUGAGACGACUUUCAACUCAACAAUCCUUGCACUUAUUCCAGGGUGAUGGUCAUUGCUUUUUUGCAAAUCAUGUUUGUCUUCAUUUAAACUAGCAAUAUAAUUUCAUUUGUAGAAAAAUUAAUUUCACGGACUCACGGCAAUUUAGCCACAAGCAAAUUGCAUGGAAUCAUGGAGUGUGAAGAAUGCAGAUAAUCAUGAUAUCACGUUUCCUGUAGUUCUUUAUAUCAAUAAUCUGUUAUCAAAAAGACUGACCUGUGACCCUAGUCACAACUACCAUGAAUUCAUAAAUAUUUUGGUGCCCACUUGAUUUUUGAAAUCCGUUUUGUUUUUUAGUAACUUAAUUUGUUGGAAAUACGUAAUGCUGAUGAUUCUUGUGCAUUGUACCACACUAUAAAAUUUCUGGUAGAGAAAUUCAAGCGGCCAACUUUUAUAAUUAUCUGCAAUAAACGAAUGAUUAAUGUGGAUUUCUCAGAAUGGAACUGUGCAGUGGUUGCUAUGUUGCAUGAACGCCUCAAAAUUUCAGUUUGACUAAGAUUUUUGUGUUUGAAUAUUUAUUUACACUGCCGUUUAUUAUUUAUUUAUAGUGUUUUAUUAUACGAACAGCUUUAGAUAUUGAAUGAUAUAUAGUGGUAGCUUUUGGAAUUUUGACUACUUUUACACUUCCUUUUCGAUGUUGUUGAUAUUAAAUAUGAAAAAAUGGCUGACAAAGUGCUGGAUAUUUUUCGACCGAUUCGACAUGAGUUUGUAUAAAUAAUAACGUUUGAAUUUUUACAUAAUUAACAUUGUGAUGAAAUAUAAAUCAAGUUGGCAAUGAAA